Messenger RNA from Vigna radiata var. radiata (mung bean), 2340 nucleotides. RefSeq lists its product as uncharacterized. Bases 1 to 2340 code for a protein of 779 amino acids. NCBI's taxonomy places the organism in Eukaryota, Viridiplantae, Streptophyta, Magnoliopsida, Fabales, Fabaceae. The transcript is spliced from 3 exons. The record is from RefSeq and is a predicted model, not a curated record.
AUGUAUCAUAAUGAACAAGAUGCAAAGAACUUAAGAUGGCAUGCAGAUGAAAGAAUACGCGAUGGAAAGCUUCGACACCCUGCAGAUUCUCCUCAAUGGGCAAAAGUUGACCAUGAUUACCCAAAUUUUGGGAAAGAACCCCGAAACCUACAUCUUGCUUUGUCUACUGAUGGAAUAAAUCCGCAUGGUCCAAAACAACCAGGGAAUGACAUAGACAUAUACUUGGCACCUCUUAUUGAAGACUUGAAGGAUAUGUGGAACGAAGGUGUAGAGGUGUAUGAUGGGUAUACGAAAGAAAGUUUCCUACUAAGGGCAAUGUUGUUUGGCACAAUUAAUGAUUUUCCGACAUAUGGUAAUCUAUCUGGAUAUAGUAUCAAAGGUAAGUGUGCAUGCCCUAUAUGUGAAGAUAAUACAGAUUGGGUGCGAUUGGAACAUGGUAAGAAAAAUGUUUUUCUUGGGCAUCGUAGAUUCUUACCUUUAAAGCACCGUUAUCGAGGAUGGAGAAAAGCAUUUAAUGGGACGACAGAAGAACGUAGAGCUCCAGAAUUGUUGUAUGGUGAUAAAGUUUUUGAAAAAGUAAAGGAUAUAAACAUCAAAUUUGGUAAGCCUUUUGCAAGAGAUCUAGUCACAAGUGGGUGGAAGAAAAAGUCAAUAUUUUUUUAUUUGCCAUAUUGGAAGUCCUUGUAUGUUAGACAUUUCUUUGAUGUGAUGCAUAUCGAAAAAAAUAUAUUUGAUAAUGUCAUAGGUACGUUAUUGAAUGUUCCUGGAAAGUCUAAGGAUGGCAUUAAAGCAAGGUUGGACUUAGUUCAAAUGGGAAUUCAAACAGAAUUGGCUCCAAUGAAGAAAGGUAAACGUCAAUAUCUACCUCCAGCAGCUCAUACUCUAUCUAGAAAGGAAAAAGUUGUGUUUUGUAAGUUUCUACAAGGAGUUAAAGUUCCACAAAGGUAUUCAUCAAACAUUAGGAACUUAGUAUCUAUGAAAGAUCUAAAGCUAAUAGGGUUAAAGUCUCAUGACUGUCAUGUUAUGAUGGAGCAUUUGUUACCGAUAGCCAUACGUUCCAUUUUGCCUAAAAAGGUAAGGUGGACCAUAACUAAAUUAUGCUAUUUCUUUAGAGCGAUAUGUAGCAAAGUGAUUGACACUGGAAAAUUGCAAGCACUAGAAAGAGAAAUUAUUGUAACUUUGUGUGAGCUUGAAGUGUAUUUUCCACCUUCUUUCUUUGACAUAAUGGUUCAUGUUACCAUUCACUUAGUCAAGGAGACACAAUAUUAUGGACCAGCUUAUAUGAGAUGGAUGUAUCCAAUGGAGCAGUAUAUGAAGAUAUUAAAGGGUUAUGUGAAAAAUAGAAGUCGACCAAAAGGAUGUAUAGUGGAACGAUAUAUACUUGAAGAAGCUAUUGAAUUUUGUACUGAUUACCUCUUUGAUGUUGAAUCAAUAGGACUUCCAAAUUCUCGACACUUAGCGAGAACCACAGGAGAAGGAAUUUCUAGAAAUACCAUAGUGACCAUAAGCAGGAAAGAUUGGGAGCAAGCUCAAUUGUAUGUCCUACACAAUGACGAUGAAGUUGAGCCAUAUGUUAAGAGACACAAAGACAUGAUUACAAAAUUAAAUCCAACUAGGACUGACCAGUGGAUAUGUAGAGAACACAAUGCAACUUUUAUACACUGGCUAAAAAGUCACAUUUUUGCAGAGUUAAAUGUGAAAUCCUCUUUAGUUUCUGACAGUUUGAGAUGGUUAGCCAAUGGUCCAAAUAUUCAAGUCUUCUCUUACACUGGUUAUAUGAUUAAUGGGUGCACAUUUUACAUUAAAGACCGAGAUGACCAAAGUACUAUGCAAAAUAGUGGUGUAACUUUGGUGGCUGAAUCUAUGCACAUCUCAAGUGCUAAAGAUAGAAGUCCUAUAUAUGCAAAUAUGUCGUAUUUUGGGGUAAUUGAACAUAUAUGGGAGUUGGAUUACACCACAUUUCGGGUACUAGUAUUUGGUUGCAAGUGGGUUGAUAACAAUAAUGGAGUUCGACAAGACGAGGUAGGAUUUAUGCAAGUGAAUUUUAAUAAAGCAGGGUACAAAGAUGAGCCAUUUAUUUUAGCAUCACAAGCUCAACAAAUUUUUUAUGUCACUAAUCCGGUUGAUGUUAAUUGGUCAAUUGUGUUGUUGACCAAUAAAAUAAAUUAUCCUUCCAAUGAUGAAAUAGAGGAUGAAGAUACAAACAUUGAAGAUGAUCCUUUGUAUCAAAUAUCAUACGAUGAUGAUCCAAUAAAUGAUGAUAUCUUGUAUAGGAGAGAUGAUCAUGAUGAAGGAAUAUGGAUAAAUCCAUCAUUUUGUGUCCAUAAGAAACCUAAGUAA